This is a messenger RNA of Leptomonas pyrrhocoris, 774 nucleotides long. RefSeq names its product putative 40S ribosomal protein S6. Gene Ontology annotation, molecular function: structural constituent of ribosome. The transcript has a single exon. Lineage: Eukaryota; Euglenozoa; Kinetoplastea; Trypanosomatida; Trypanosomatidae. The record is from RefSeq and is a predicted model, not a curated record. Gene Ontology annotation, cellular component: ribosome. Gene Ontology annotation, biological process: translation. Bases 25 to 774 code for a protein of 249 amino acids.
AGUAAAGUAGUUUGUCAGCGAAUCAUGAAGCUCAACAUCGCGUACCCGCGCAACGGUACGGUGAAGCAGUUCGAAAUCACGGACGACGUGCUGCGCCGUGUUCAGCUGCAGGACUACCGCCUCGGCAACGACGUCGACGGUGCCAUCUUCGGUGAGGAGUUCAAGGGCUACAUCUUCCGCCUUCGCGGUGGCUCGGAUAAGGAUGGUUUCCCGAUGGUGCCCGGCGUGCUGGCCUCCAGCCGUGUCUCGCUGCUGGUGAAGCGCGGUGCGAUCGGCUUCAACACCUUCCGUGGCUACCAGGGUGAGCGUCGCCGCAAGAACGUGCGCGGCUGCGUGCUGGCGAGCGACAUCGCGGUCGUCAACGUGACCAUCUCCAAGGUCGGCGACCAGCCGAUCGAGGGCGUCACGGACACGACCGCGCCGCGCCGUCUCGGCCCCAAGCGCGCCAGCAAGAUCCGCAAGCUCUUCAACCUGUCCCGUGGCGACGACGUGCGCAAGUACGUGGUGCGCCGCCGCGUGUCGAAGGACGGCAAGAAGGACCGCAUGAAGGCCCCGAAGAUCCAGCGCCUCAUCACGCCGAAGAUCAAGGCCCGCCGGUACCAGAAGGCCCAGUCCGCCCUCGAGCACGUGCGCCGCUCUGCCGCGGAGCGCCGUGAGUACCUGCGCCUGAUCGCGUCGCACCGCCGUGCCCUGCGUCAGCGCGACCACGCCAAGAAGCACACCCGCAAGGUGCAGGCCCAGCGCGCUGAGGUGGCCGCCUUCCAGAAGAAGUAA